UCCAUUAAACGUUUUGCAGUACCCUUGAACAGACGUCCUUCAUUAUCAUUCAUUCAAUGCACAGGCGUCGUUUCUGCGCCAGCGGUCAAACCUAAACGGAUCACAAGGAAGGAGCUUCUCCCGCCGCAUCUGUAGAAUCCAUGGAGGUAUUAGAAUGCGCAAACACAUCGGGCGCUCUUGGAUUUUUUCUUUUUUUUUUUGCUAGAAGGUACUUGCGUGCUUGGCUAUAUUUUGGCUACAGGUGGCCGGAAAACGGGCUAUAAAAGACCUUCGCCAUCUGGCAACCCUGUCUUUUUGCCGGUUGCUAUUUGUUUCGUGCGUGGUUUGUUUGUUGUUGGUAGGACUGCCUGUCACCCCAGUAUUUUUAUUCCGUGACGUUUUUGUGGCCAGCUACUACAAUGCAUAUUCUGGUCAAGUGGCCCCACCUACAUAUGCUGGAUGUCUACCCAAUUGAUACCCUCGUUGACGUUGAGUUAGGCUUAAGCAUUCUGUAUGAUCCAGAAACUGUGGUCAGUUUGAAGGGAAGGGGAUUCCAGAUCAGGUGGAGCGAGGACUGCGAUGCUUCUGAAGCAUAUAUUGUGGCGGCGGGGACAGCUGAAACUCUUGAAAAAAAAAAGGAUGAAGAUUCUGAGGGUGCUAGAGGUUGCGGCAAGCAUCACUGGUGCUAGUGGGGAAGAAGAGGCUUGCACAAGAAGCGAGGACCAGAAACGCCUGAUACAGCAGCUCGAGCACCAAAAUCACAAGCUUGCAAAGAAGCUCCGCAAUGCAAAGGAAAAGUGCGAAAUGGUCACGAUGGUUGGCAGGAUGGAGGAUAUCAUCGCCUCUGCGUCAAAUCAACAGCAGUCGCCUGUGUGUACAGCAACAAAGGUGGACAUCGGCCUUGGCGUUUGCUUCAAUGCGGGUGUGCUCCACAGGAUCGAGAGGGGCGCAAAGGGAGAUGGGACAAAGCUGGCACGGUCUGUGAUGAGAGCUGUAUUUCUCCCUGAAGAAAUGGUAAGGAGGACCCUAUAUGGUAAGCCAUGUAAUGCACACAAAGGUGCAUCACCAAAGCCUGCAUUGGAUGAAACAAGGCGGGAAGCAGUCCUCGCAUAUGCGUGUGCAAGAAGACCACGACUGGCCUUCGAGACAUUAAAGGGACCGAAAAGUGAAUAUAAACCUAUCGAAACUUUAUGUUCAGCGAAAAGCUUGAACCUUCAAAAGUUCAAAUAUCAAAGAACUCCGUUGAAAUCGCUGUAGUUUUUCUGUAAUCGAAUUUUCCAUGAUUGCAUGUCCAGGGACCUAGUAGGAAACCGAGCAGUCUGUCAACAAUUGCAUCACCCCGCGCCAUCUGUCGAGGACGCAUGUAAUACAAGCGCUUCCGGUCGCUAAUCCGGCGAAAACGAAAAUGGCCUUAGCAUUUGUGACCACUUUCUACGUCGAGAAUGUCGAACUUCUUGAACAUGAGUGCGCUGGAAUUCCGCAUUCGAGAACUAUCGCUCACACAACUUCUGUUCGUGCGAUAGCGUGCUGGAAAGUGUGUUCUCCGCAGCAGAAGAUUCCUCGUCCAGAGAUUUACCGGAGUCAGAUUCAUCCUCACCAGUAGCUCACCGCGCCGUGAACACGGACUGGUUUGUGAA
Ornithodoros turicata is the source of this 1616-nucleotide messenger RNA. RefSeq lists its product as uncharacterized. Gene Ontology annotation, molecular function: DNA binding. Bases 559 to 1236 code for a protein of 225 amino acids. The transcript has 7 exons. Lineage: Eukaryota; Metazoa; Arthropoda; Arachnida; Ixodida; Argasidae. The record is from RefSeq and is a predicted model, not a curated record.